GCUUUUAUUAUUACAAAUGGUAACACCUAUUUUGUCCACCAUUUUCCUUUUCGUUGAAUGUUCCGUUUCCGUUGACAGUUCUUUUAGGUAAAAUCUUCUGAAAAUGAAGGCGAAAGGAGAGUUGAAAGAAUUCGAGGUCAUUGGCCGCAAGCUCCCCUCGGGGACCGAGCCAAAGCCUCCACUAUACAAAAUGAGGAUCUUCUCUCCAGACCCUAUUGUCGCAAAAUCCCGUUUCUGGUAUUUCUUGCGACAACUGAAGAAGUUCAAGAAAACUACCGGUGAAAUUGUUUCUAUCAAGGAAAUCCCAGAAAAGAGCCCCAUCAAGAUCAAGAACUUUGGUAUAUGGCUGCGAUAUGAAUCACGGUCAGGUGUCCACAAUAUGUACCGUGAAUACCGCGACCUCAGUGUAGGCGGCGCCGUCACUCAGUGCUACCGGGACAUGGGCGCUCGCCACAGAGCACGCGCACACUCCAUUCAGAUAAUCAAAGUGGAGGUGAUCAAGGCGUCGGCGUGCCGGCGACCCCAGGUGAAGCAGUUCCACAACAGCCACAUCCGGUUCCCGCUGCCCAAGCGCGUGCACCACCACAAACGCCUCAACACCUUCGCGUAUAAGAGGCCAAGCACAUACUUCCUGUAAUUUUAUGCGGUUAACAAUAAAAUCCAUGUAACGUGGA
Messenger RNA from Plodia interpunctella (Indianmeal moth), 674 nucleotides. RefSeq names its product Ribosomal protein L18A (gene RpL18A). Gene Ontology annotation, biological process: translation. The record is from RefSeq and is a predicted model, not a curated record. The coding region runs from base 104 to 637 and encodes 177 amino acids. Gene Ontology annotation, molecular function: structural constituent of ribosome. Lineage: Eukaryota; Metazoa; Arthropoda; Insecta; Lepidoptera; Pyralidae. The transcript has 4 exons. Gene Ontology annotation, cellular component: cytosolic large ribosomal subunit; ribosome.